Paramecium pentaurelia is the source of this 383-nucleotide messenger RNA. The record is from the annotation of a GenBank genome assembly. Lineage: Eukaryota; Ciliophora; Oligohymenophorea; Peniculida; Parameciidae.
AUGUUGAAGUAAGGGAUGCAAUCAUAGAGAAGGCAACAUUGUGUAAAAAGCAAAAAAAAUUUGAAGAUGUAUAAUCGAAUGAUAAUUACUUUAGGCCAUCAAAACUUACAUUGAAACCUUAUCCAAAUCUGUUGGAAUUGGUAAAAAAUGGAUGUUCAUUUUCUUAUAUUCUAAAUCAUUUAAAAUAAAGGAAUCUUGAAAAACUUAAAGAUCAUUUGAAUUAAUAAUAGGCAUAACAAAAUUAGGGUGGCGAUUGGGAGAGAAAGAAUAAGCUCAAAAUAUAUGAAAGAAUAUAUGGUCUAAUGAUUAGAGACAUCUAAAAGCUUGCAAAUUAUUUUUAGAAUCUUUUCAAUUGUUAAUUCAUAAGAAAUUAUCUCUUAUGA